GGUGUCACAGUGAGUUCAUAGAGUCGGGCGUCAUUAAGGGUGUGCGCGCGCUCACAGAAGUGUCUUUUGGUCGAGAGAGAGAAAGAGAGGAACAUCCACAGAUGUGCGAAGAGGGUCAUUAUAGGGGUUUGCUUUAGUUUACGUGCUUAGUUUUAUGACGCAAAAGUAAUAUCGACAAGAAGUGUCUAUUGCGCAGGCAUUGCGGAUAAUGAUCUCAGUGCGCACUGAGCGGAUUUUUACGCGGAGUCGCCAGGAACCUGCGGAAAACUGCAGCUCUCCAAAACUCGCCUGAACGAUCCACCGGAGUUCAAAACUGUCGGAAUCACACGGAAAUAAGUCAAACAUUUAAAAAAUGACUAUAGACCUAACCUUGGCGCAUCCAACUACGCGCGUUUGGUGAUUUGUAAAUCAGCAGCUGGUGUCUGGACGGAUGUUUGGCGUAAACGAGCACAAACACGGAGCAGACGCGAAGUGACGGGACACAGAGAUCCGUUUGGAUUUUGGCUACAUUGGAGAUCGUUCAUCAUGGUGUCCGUAACGCGCUUCAGUAAGGCGUUUGUCGACUGCGUGGCUCUUUUGUUCUGCUUGGCCGUCAUGUGUGAGCUGGUUUUGGCUCAGAAUGACACGGAACCCAUCGUCCUGGAGGGCAAGUGUCUGGUGGUUUGUGACUCGAACCCCGCCGACUGGAAGAGCUCCUCCUCGCCGCUGGGCAUCUCCGUGCGCGCCGCCAACUCCAAAGUGGCUUUCUCCGCGGUCAGGAGCAACAACCACGAGCCCUCGGAGAUGAGCAAUAAAACGAGAAUCAUAUAUUUUGACCAGGUUCUUGUGAACAUAGGAAACUAUUUCACGCUGGACUCCGUCUUUCUUUGUCCCCGGAAAGGAAUCUACAGCUUUAACUUCCACGUCAUUAAAGUGUACCAGAGCCAGACUAUACAAGUGAAUUUAAUGCUGAAUGGAAAGCCAGUCAUCUCUGCCUUCGCUGGUGACAAAGACGUCACACGUGAGGCUGCCACCAACGGAGUGCUGCUGCACCUCAACAAAGAAGACAAGGUUUAUCUGAAACUGGAGAAGGGCAAUCUGGUAGGCGGCUGGCAAUACUCCACCUUUUCUGGCUUUCUUGUUUUCCCACUGUAAAGCAAACAGAAAGACUGCCACCUUUUCUGUCCAAUCGUCAUCGUGUAACCAGCCCUUCAGCAUUAAUUGGAGGCUCCCAAAUGGAAUCAUAAUUCCAGACAUUCAUUCAGCUGUUGUCUUCACGGACUGCUGGAAAUACGCAUCAGUGUCGGUGAAUCUGGAGAGAGGACAUCUUCUUCAGUGCAAUAUCACUUUCUUCAUAGAUGCUGGAGGAUCAGCACAUCACGUCAGACUGUUUGUUUGUUUCCUUGUGGAUGUUUGUGUUGCUUUUCUUUAGUAAAAUGAUUAUUAUUAUCUGUUAGCAAGGUCAUUUCCUCUCAGAGAGGAAAUGCACAAAACCGUCCCACCAAGGGAGGGUGCAAUAUUUCAAAAAACCUUGGCCGGCAAAUUUAAAAUAAAUAAAUGCAAAUUU
Molecule: messenger RNA, 1546 nt
Organism: Cyprinus carpio (common carp)
Lineage: Eukaryota; Metazoa; Chordata; Actinopteri; Cypriniformes; Cyprinidae
Product: cerebellin-4
Molecular function (GO): protein binding
Source: RefSeq, a predicted model, not a curated record